Adineta ricciae is the source of this 14376-nucleotide messenger RNA. The record is from the annotation of a GenBank genome assembly. Lineage: Eukaryota; Metazoa; Rotifera; Eurotatoria; Adinetida; Adinetidae.
AUGAAAAUUGAUCGAUCGAAAUUGAAAAAAUAUCUGCCGGAACCCCCGGCUGAUUGUAAAUUAUUCAUUGAUAAAUUAAAAAGUUGUGAUCGAAAAGAACUUCAUGAACUAUUAAAACCCAUAACCAUAUGGCAUAUCGGAAAAUGUGAACUUUAUCAUUGGAUCGACGCAUUGGAUCUAUUCGAUUCAAUUCUAGAAGAAGCUUGUGUAAAGACUGGAACAUGGAUGCUUAAUUGUGAUAAACCAGAAAAUGCGGAAUUAAAGAUCUUAGUACUUGAUAUUCUCCAUUUUACUGCAUUGCUAAUUGAACAUUCGUAUUCGCGUCAUUUAUAUAACUCUAUUGAAUAUUUAAUCAUGUUAUUACAAUCAUCUGAUGUACAUAUUGUACUUGGUGUUCUUUCACUUCUCUAUGUAUUCAGUAAACGUUCGAAUUUUAUCACAAGACUUCAACAUGAUAAAAAACAAGCAUUGAUUGGUCGGCUUAUAUUCCUAGCCGAAACUUGGGGUGGGCGAGAGAAUGGUUUCGAUUUAGCUCGCUGUUGUAGCUUUCGUAAUCCUGCAGAUUUUCCUGAACACGCCACGAAUCUGCAUUUUGCAUAUACAGUCUCAUCGGAAGCAUCAUCAACGAACGGUCCAACAAUGCAAAUUCCUAGACAAAUUGAUAUUCCAAAUGUUCAUCUAGCUGGACCUAAUGCUGCUGCUGUGAUGGAACUCGCACUUGCUGAGCAUACUUUACCAGAAGACAAGCAAAUCAAACUAUUUACUCAUCUUCGUUUAGCGUAUUCAUUUCCAUCAUUCGAACAACGCUUACUGUGUAUCCAAGCACGCUUACAAGCCUUAUCCAUACUUGUGUAUUCUGCAGCCAUACAAGAAGCAAGUAAUGUUCUCUAUGAUGGACUUAUUGAGGAAUUGGUUGAAGUAUUGAACGUUCGCGAUCCGACAUUGACAGAUAUAAAAGCAUCGGCUUUGAAGACAUUAACAUCAAUAAUUCAUCUCGAGCGGACGACAAAACAUCCACCACGUUUACAAGAAAUCAUCGAAGCAACACAAGCAAAUUCUUAUCAUGGAUUUCUCCCAGUUCUCGUUCGACAAUGUAUCGACAAAUUAACUGACGAUAGUAAUGAAAAAUUUCCACAGUCGUUGUCAACAGCAUUAUUUUCAUUUCUCUAUCAUCUGGCAUCGUACGAAACAGGUGGCGACGCACUAGUAAACUGUGGUAUCAUGCAGUCGUUGGUUAAAGUCGUGAACUACUACGAUGAAUCUCAAGAUUUUAUUAUGUUUGUCACACGUGCUGUUCGAGUGAUUGAUUUAAUUACAUCACUAGAUAUGACAUCAUUUCAAACUAACAAUGGUUUACAAGCAUUUAUUAAUCGUUUAGAACAUGAAAUAACUCAAUGUCGUAAAGAACAACCAUUUACCAUUCGCAUACCUAAACGUAAUCAGGGCACACCGACUGCACAUCUGGAUAGUCAUCCACCCUUAUCUCCAGGUGCUCAAUCGGAUAUAUCAGGCGAACAUCCGUCGGUAACAACAGCAAAUACAACGGCGAAUUCAACUAUACACUUAGGUAAAGAUAUGGAUACAAGUGAAUUUUUCGAAGAACAUCAAGAAUCAAUUCCUCAAAGUCCAAUACCAGGUUUAACGUGUUACCAUCAACGCGCUGCACUACUUAAAUCGAUCUUAAAUUAUUUGAAAAAAGCCAUUACAGAACCAACAAUGGCAGACACAACACGUCAUAUUAUGGAUGGUUCGUUACCGAAUUCUCUUAAGCACAUCAUCAGCAAUGCAGAAUAUUACGGACCAUCGUUAUUUCAUUUGGCAACUGAUGUUGUCACCUUAUUCAUCUUUCAAGAACCUUCUCAACUAUCAUCUCUGCAAGACAAUGGUCUAACAGAUGUUCUAAUGCACGCCUUGUUGAAAAAAGAUGUACCAGCUGCUCGCGAUGUGCUCUCAUCGUUACCGACCAUUUUCAGCUCUUUAUGCUUGAAUACACGUGGUCUAGAGAAUUUCAUGGAAUAUAAACCAUUCGAUAAGUUAUUCCGUGUUCUUCUCUCACCAGAAUAUUUACCGGCCAUGAGACGACGACGUGGCACAGAUACAGUCUAUGGUACAGCAUCAAAUCUUGGCAAUGCAGUCGAUGAAUUAAUGAGACAUCAAGUUAGUUUACGUACAGAAGCAAUGAAAUCGAUUAUCACUUUACUUGAACAAUUGGUUGAAAUUGGAAAUAAUCCGAAAUACUGUUGUCAAAAACCACAUUCGUCGUCCUCCUCAUCAACAGCAAGUAAGCUAACUGAUACAAUACGCACACAACAUCGAACAGUGCGAACAACGAAUACAACAAAUGCGAACACGGCAGGAAACGAUCGAAAUUCGUCCGAUGAUGAAUACGAUGAUGACGAAGCAACGAAUGACGAAGCACCUCUAGCUAAUCGAUCAGCACCACCAACAACAGCAGCCACAACACCACGCGGAAGCAUAAUCACAACAACGGCUACGACUCCAACUGCGGCUGCGGCAGCAACGACUACAUCUGGAGUGUCAACCUCACCGGAAGCAACAGCAAACAUUCCUAUUGUUCUUAAUCAAACGCUAUUAAGUGAAAAUAAAUCUGAAGAUGAAUCAGUACCUAUCGCCGUUCCAUUAUUAGAUUAUAUUACGAAUGUAAUGCGUUUCGUUGAAGGUGUUAUCAGUAAUAAUACAACCGAUGAUCAUGGAAAAGAAUUCGUUAAACUAGGCGGUUUAAAACCGUUAUUAGACAUUCUACAAAUGAGAAAUUUACCAAUCGAUUUUCCAUCAAGUCAAGCAUGUCAAUGUGUUGCAGCAUUGUGUAAAUCAACAUUGACACUUCUUGUCAAAGAUAACAAACUAAUCGAAAUGGUUAUAACAAAUCUUGACAAUAUACUUAAUUCAUUAACAGAAUUUUAUUCCGCUCGUACGUACGACGGUUCGCUAUUGAUCGAAGAAUUAGCUCGUGCGGUUUCAUCAUCAACACCAAUUGAUCCUAUUGAUGCAAUUAAUCAAUCGUUACUAACGCCUACGCUUCAUCGACUAUCCAUAGUUCAUUCUCAUAUCUCGUUAUUAAUAUCUUUAUGCAAAAUAAGUCAAACGGAUGUUCGUGGAAUUUUAAUUAGUUUCUGGGGUACGGAAACUGGCUUGCGGGUGCUGAGAAACUUAAAUAAACUAUGUUUGACAUUGAUAUGGGAAAGUUCGAUAUUAUUAUCAUUGUGUUCUUCGGAAACGAAUCUUAUUGAUCAACAAUUCAACAAAAAUGAUUUAUUGAAAUUAUUUCCAUUGAUUAAUGAUUUAACAAAUACGAUUUCACCGUUGCAUAACGUCUCAAAUCAAUUGAACGACUUGACAACUAACGAAACUACUCGAACAUUCGAUGUUGAUGAAAUUAUUUCGAUGGAUACAAGUGAUUUCACCAAAUUGAAACUAAAGUUGUCAUCUAACAUUCAGCAACGAAUCAAAACUAUCAAACCACUACUAUGUGUUUCAUCGAAACUUGGCCGAGCAUUGGGCGAACUUUACAAUUUACUUGUUCGACAAUGUUCAACGUCACAAAUGCGACAUGCGAGACGUUUUAAUCAACAGCCAACUGCUUACACACCAACCGCAUCAGCGAAAUAUGUCACAUCGACGUUAACCGAAGUUUUACGCGACGGAUUUUCGUUUCAUUUGCCAGCAAAUAACAAUUUAUCUGAAAGUCAAAUCGAAAAAUUUCGUUUAACAUUCUUCGUAUGUACAAUAGGUUUUGCCACUCCAAUGCUAUUCGAUGAACGUCGUCGUCCAUACAUGUUAAUGUUACAACAGUUUGAAUCGUCCAAAGCUCAAGAAGCUUUAUUUUCGGCGCUCGAAUGGACGCUGAAUUUAAUCAAUCGUCAAUCUCAAUCAACUGAUGAUCAACAACUCUCCCAAUUAAACAACAGCUACGAUGCAUCACCCACAGAAUUUCUUAAUUCAGCGCUGAUGCUUAUCUUACGUUUGGUCAAUGUGAAAUCGAUUUUGGAAUCUCCGUACUCGAUUGCGAAAAAGUCGCAAUUAGAAGGAACACAUUAUACACCGUUCAAUCCGUUACAUUACUUAGCAGCAACACAUAAAUCUGCAUUUCAUAUUCUAACAAAUUCAUAUUCAGUUCUAUGGGACAAGCCGUAUCUACUGAAAGAUCAUGCCACAAAAAUUAUCGACAGCAUACUCUCAAUAUUUUGUCAUAUUUUACGUGGUGAAUCACAAAUUCAAAAGAAGCUCCAAGACGAAGAACAACUACAACAACAGCAACAACCACAACCACAACAGCCGAAUGCAGUUUUGUCAUCCACAGGUUCAUCCAACGAUGUCAAUCAACAGCAGCCAUCAUCGGUAGACGCAGAUCUUGCUGGUUCAUCGGGCUUACAUGGAAACAAUGCCGCGUCAUUGAAUGAGGACUAUAUUCAGUCGAUUACAUCUAUGGGCUUUUCACGCGAACAUGCCAUCGAAGGCCUCAUGCAAACCAAUAAUAAUCUCGAAUUAGCUGUGGAUUAUUGCGUUAGUCAUCCUCCAACAAUCGUGGCACCGCAACCACAAAGUCAAGAGGUAGAUGGAGCAGCUUUGGCCAAUCCAGUCGCAGCAUUAGCUGCUCUAUCUAGAGAUAAUAAUAAUACUGCCAGCAGCGAAGCAAACGCAACAUCAACAACAGAAUCAGCACCGACGGGAACAGCAACAGCGGAGAAUACGAAUCAACAAAAAGCCGCUGGCCAAAUUGAACCAUUAUCGAAAGACUCUGUUGAUCGAUUUACUGAUUCAAUCAGAUUAAAAAUUCUCGAUAUACUACCCGAUACUGUAUAUAAAAUGUGUGAGCUUGUUGUAACAACCAUGCACAGAAAUGGUAUUGCAUGGCGUGAUCAUUUCUUAGAAAUCAUUGCCAAUGACAUUAAAACAAGUUACUUAUCGUUGAUAGAACUGUUGGAUAAGAAUCCAUCGGAUGAAAACCAACAGUCAACAGCUGUAUUUCUCAAUGAACAUCAGAAUUCUGUUCUAUUCAGUCGAAUAUUAUUAAUGUCGUUAUUAUUCGAAGAAAUGCCGUUUCCAUGUGCACGGGUCGUCGAAAGAUUUUCAUUAGUCAAUUAUUUUUGCAUAUUAAUUCAUCGUACAACAGACUAUUUAACGAAAUUAAACGAAAAGAAGACACCAGCAUGGUUAGCAUCUGCAUUUAUAUUUCUCGAUUUAUAUGAAAAAGUCUCCUUGGCAUCGAAACGUCGUGCUAUUAUCAAUGAAAACUACCGAGAUUGUACACGCGUAUGGCAAUGGUUCGACGAACGAACUGUCCGAUGGACUAAUUAUCCGAUCGCGCAGAACAAACAAAUUGAUGAUGCUUACGCUAAUGGUGAACCAUCGUGUAAAAUUCUCAUUCAACGUCGAAAUUAUCUCAUACAAUUUAGUACGAUGUUACAAACGAAUGAAGAAACGCAUAAUAAGCGACCAAUUAUGUUAACCUUUGUAAAACCAUCGACGAAAACAAAUGCAGAUGGAUCAACACAAGUUCCCUUGGCACCACCAAAGCUAUCAUCUGUCCUGUCAACUUCAGAUACAAGUGACGACGAUGACGAUGAUGAUGAUCACGACGAUGAUGAUGAUCAUCAUGAACAGCCUGGACAAGGAGUUGCAAUCACAUCGAAUGAAAGCAAAAAAGUCGAAUCUAUGGAUACCGAACAGCAAAUGGAUACAAAUGUAUCGGUCAUCGAAUCAUUAGCUGAUGAACAUGCAUUGAUAUUAACCAGUGAUUGUGUAUACUUAAUUCGCAUGCCAGUAGAUCCCGAUGCUAUUCAUGCAUUAUUACGUCUGAUAUUACGUUUAACACGUGAUUAUAAAUACGCUCGACAAUUUGCUCAGUCAGGCGGCAUCCAAGCAAUAUUAAGUUUAACUCAAACAUCUGCUUUUCAGGGCUGUGCAUCGUUAAUUACACUGAUUUUUCGUCACAUCAUGGAAGACGAUAGUAAUUUGCGUUUAGCAAUGGAAAAAGCUAUCCGACAAGCACUAACUGGUAAUCAUGGUGGAUCCAUUGGCGUUCAACCUGGCUGUCCUGGUUCCCAUGAAUUAAAUGUUAUUUUGCGCAUACUCGGUCCUGCUAUGACGCGUUCACCAGAUAUUUUUCUAGAUGUUGCAUCCAAUGUUUUACAAUUGUUACCACCAUCAGCCGGUCGUCUGCCAGGCUCGAUCAGUCGAUACACGAAUCCAUUCAGCACGGAAGAUGAUCAUUACUCCCAUGGAAGUCUACACAAAGGACAAUUGAUACUACAAGCACGACCAGCUACCAGUCAAACUACAGCAACCACUGCUACUGCUACUGCUACUAACACUACCAUUGGCAAUACUACAUCGACAACAGAGCAUAGUUCUCAACAUCGUGUCACUCGACCUAAUCCAACAACAGCAACGCACGACUCAGCCGGAGGACUAGCUGAACGUCUACUAGUAGAUUUACUUGAUUUCUUAUUAACAAAUGAUGAUGCUACCCCGAAACGUUUAUUAUCGAAAUCAACUGUUUUACGUAUACUUGCUGAAUUGAUCCGUUCUUAUGCUAACGUGGCCAAACUUGUUUCGACCAAAACAUUUACACUGUCCGAUAAUCAAUCAUGUUCAGCAUUGUCAUUCAUUCUUGAUCAUUUGUUACCUGGCACAAACAAUCAACAGAUCGAUUACGAUAAAGACAUUCCAGCGCUAUGUCGUCUAUUUCUCGUUGCAAUGGCUGCUUGCAACCAUUGCUUAGAAUCACAAAUGAAUUUAGUCAACGAAGUCAAAAUGUCAUUGAAUAAGAUCUUGGUUUUACCUGAAUGCGAUGAAAAACAUCUGAGAUUACAAGCAUUAGCAAAUAUUAUCAAUACAAUGAUUGAAUCGUGUCCAGCACCGAAUACAUCCGCACCACAACAAGGACAACAUCGUUUGUCGCAAUCCAUCAUCAACAACAUGGUUAAAAUUAUGUACAAACGCGGUCUCAUCAAUGAUCUAGCAAAAAUGAUACAUAGUAUAGAGUUAUCAAGUCCAAAAUUAGCCGAUACGGUUAACGCAGUUCUUAAACCGAUGGAAACAUUAUCACGAAACAUCAAUCUUGCGACAUCGUUACAUGUUCCAGCCUCUGCUCGUCCACAUGCAACGCGACACCCAGCAGCGACGUCUACAAAUCAAACGGAUACUUCAACUGUUCCACCAGCAACAGCAGCAGCAGCAACAACAACAACAACAACAACAGCCGAUGCUGCAUCAACCUCAACACCAAAUCAGACAACGGCUGCAAAUUCAAAUCAAGCAAUAAGAGCGACGACAGAUGCAUCACAAUUGCCUGAACAGCAGACAGAACAUAAUUCAGGUCUUACUUCGUCUCACAAUGAAAACCGAUCUUCAUUGGAUAAUGCAAAUCCAAACAAUAAUAACACUUCAUUGAAUUCUGCCAAUCAAGUUUUAUUGAGUAUUAGCCAAGAAGAACUCAUGAAUGCAACUGAUAUGGAACCAGUGGCCGGUUUACCACAAGAUGUUGAUAUCUUCGAGCGAAAUAUUCGCGGAGCCGCACCCUCAUCGACCGAUGAAGAUGAAUGUGAUGGAGACGAUGAUGAUGAUGACGACGAUGGGGAGAGUAUUGAGGAUGAAGACGACGACGAUGAUGAAGCUGUCGGUACAAUUAACGUGGAAUUCGAUGUUGCACAUCCACUUGAUGAUACUCAUGAGCACGAAACAACUUCGAGCUCGACAGCAACUAGUGAUGGUCAAGAUGAUGAAGACGAUGCCGAAGAAACCGAUAGUCCAGACGAAGAUAUUGAUAUGGACAGUGCCAAUGGUAAUGAUCGUGAUCCACAACAUCGUUACAGUGACGAUGAUGAAGAUAUUACUAGUGAAGAGGAAGGAGAUGUUCGUUUGACUGGUCCAAUAGCAGCCGGCGAACCACAUGACGAUGAGCUCGAUGAUGAAAGUGACAAUAGUGAUAGUGAUGAAACACAUACGGGAGACGAACUAGACGAAACUGAAGGGCCAACUAUUGAUAUACAUAUUGAAACAGCAUCGAGCCAAUCAACCGAUGAACAUUUAGCUGGUGACAAUGAAAGAAAUGAUCAAACAAAUGAGGCAGGUGGUCAUGCCAAUGCUGAAACAGCGAAUAACAAUGACAAUAAUCAAGAAGAAGAAGAUGAUGACGAUGACGAUGAAGACGAGGACGAAGAAGAAGAUGACGAAGAACAAGAUGAUGACGAAGAUGAUUUUGCUGGUGAUGAUGAUGCCAAUGCUGCCGAUAUUGAAGAAAUGAUUGCCAAUGAUAUGGAUGCCGCUAACGCUUGGCAGGAUGAAGAAGAAGAGGAUGAGGACGAAGAUGAUGAAGAUGAAAGUACCGAAUUCGAAGAUGAAGAUGGUGACAUAGCAGAUUACGUUCAUGAAAUGGAAUUCGACGAAGAAGUUCUGUCUGAAAUUCGUGUACGAAUUCGUGCAACUGGUUUCCCAUCGUUACAUGGCAUCAAUGAUACUACUGAUCCUGCUCUUCCUCCACCACCAAUGAGUGUUCCAGCGUUACAUCCAUUACUUGUUCAUCAUGCCGACAAUCAAUUGAGUUCAGGUGCUUUUUCACGAUUUCGUCAAUUAGGUGCAACUGCGACGACAACAACUACUGCGCCGAAUCCAGCAGUAAGCUUGAAUGUUUUACCAACACACGGCGCUCAAGCUACAACAUUAACGUUUGGUCAACAAAAUGGACCCACAGCAACAAUUCUUACAGGACCAGCAGCUGUUGCGGCACACCAACAACUCGCUCAUCAAACACAACGUAAUCGUACAACACGAACAUUGUUUAUCCCAGGGGGUACAACAGCAUUCGGUCGCACAGCCGUCGCCGCCGGUGGCUUUUCUGAUUAUCUCAAUCAAGUGAAUCAGCUGGACGUUGAUCCGUUAAGUGGCUCAGCAGUGAACAAUGGUAAUAUACAGGGUACAACAACAGCGCGUAUCCUUGUUGGCAAUGGUGCUGAUCCUGAUGCAUGGCGAUUUCUACAUGAUCAAAUUCUAAUGGAUAUUGCUCCACAAGCAAACGAAGGCAAUGAAAACAUCGAUGGAACAAAAAUCUACAUGAUACGUACACCAUUAGCACGUUGGAUGGAAGAGAGUGUAGUAUUAGAUGGACCAUAUGUACACGAUACUGUCUUAGCAUUGAAAUCGAAAAUCACUGAACCAUUAGAGAAACAAUAUGAAUCCGAAUUACAAGUUGUGCUAGCGAAAAAAGCUAAAGAUGACGAAGAACGUAAAAAACGUUCCGAAGAAAAAGCUCGACAAGAUGCUGAACGCACACAAGCCGCCGUUGCCGCUGCUGCCGCUGCCGCAGCAUCAACAACAACAACAGCCGAAACGUCAACUACGACUGCUGAUCAAGCGCAAACUACAGCAACAGAACCAAUUAUCACUGUGCCAUCAGCAGGUGAUGAAAUACAACAUGUCAAUGAUAUUGUAAUGACUUCUCCUGAGCAAUACCGUCUAACACAAAUAUCAUCCUUUACUGACACAGUCCAAGAUAUCAGUUCAAGUCUGGCACGACCAGCUAGCGAAGAAUCAACAGCAACGACCCUGCCACCUACAGGAGCAGUUACUAGUCCAUUACCAACCGACAACAUGUCAACAGGCGGUCAAUCACCUGCUCAGUUAGCUACGUCACCUACAACGUCUAUGGAAAUAAAUCAUCCGUCACCACCUAAAGAUGCAUCCAACGAACAAGACCAGCAACAUGAAGAACAAUCAACUACGAAUGCUGAAACAACGUUGACAGCAUCGACAACUACGGAAGAAGUUCCUUCUACGACAAAUACAAUAGCUGAACAGCCAGGUGCAACUGUUACUGCUGCGUCAGCUACAACAACAGCACCACCACCUGAACCUGAAGUUGAAUGGACUGUCUUAGUUAUCGAUGGCCGUGAAUUUCGCGUUCCGAAAGCAUUAGAAAUCGAUCCAUCAUUUUUAGCUGCCUUACCCGAAGAAUUACGUCAAGAAAUUCUAACUGACCAAGUUCGAAAUUUUGAACGCGAAGAAAGUCAAAGGCGUGCUCAACGCGCUGCUGCAUAUGCUGCUGCUAAUCCGACAGCCAGUUCAAAUACACAAUCAACAGAGAAUGCAACUAGUGACAAUUUUUCAAUGAGAACCAAUCAAGCAACAACAGAGGCUGUUAUUGGUGAAAUGCUCGGUGAAAUUAAUCCGGAAUUUAUUUCUGCUCUACCACAAGAGAUUCGCGAAGAAUUAUUAGCUGAACGUCGUCGCACUGCGGCAGCUAUGGCUGCGAUGAGUGGUGUUAAUCUACCUGAUAGUGGUCCAGCCGAGUUUUUACGCACUUUACAACCACAUCUCCGAGAACAAGUUCUUGCCGAUAUGGAUGAGAGUCAAAUCGGUGCUUUGCCUGAAGAUAUAGCAAAUGAAGCUCGAGCAUUACGCGCAGCAAUGGAAACUCAACAACAGCAAUAUCUACGUGAUCGUAUGGUACGAACUCAUCACGAUAUGAUGAACAUGUUAACUAAUAAUACACAUCAUAGUACACGUCCUAUUCGUAUGUAUAAUUUACGUGCUUUGCAAGAAGCACGAAAUAAUCGUGCCGAUCGACAAUCGACUAAUUGGUAUUCACUACGCGCUGGAGCCAAUGCUAACGAUUUGAAUAGUAAUACAUCAACACUAGGAACGCGUGGUCGACAGCUAUUGGAUUAUGAAUCGGUCUGCUGUUUGUUAGUCUUGCUAUUCAUCGACGAUCCACGUCUAAAUCUUCCACGUUUACAAAAAGUUCUUCGAUACCUAUGUCAUCAUAAUCAAACACGCCAAUGGAUCAUCAAAGCACUCUUAUCGAUCAUCAACAAAAGCACAGGAAGUACAGAGUACGAAGCACCAACAUCAACACCAGGUGCACCAACAUUAGUACUCAAAAAUCCGCCUACAACCAAUCAAUCGCAGUCCUCUACUAACACGGCUGUUACUACUAGCAAUAACAAUGAAACACAGCAAGUGAAAAUCAUUAAUCCAUCAUGGUUAACAAUCAAUUUCGAAAGUGCAUUCGGUGCACGCACCAAUGUUUUCAGAAUUCUACGUUUGGGCAAUACAAAACGUCACGGUUCAGUGCAAAUCUCUGUUCAUGCUCAAGCAUGUCCUAUUGUUUGUCGACAAGUGCUUGACUCGUUGAUUAUAUUGGCAAAGAAUUUUCCCGAACAAUUCCUUCCAUUACCGAACGCUUACACGACUUCGACAGAAUCACAACCAGCAAUAUUAUCAACGAAUGAACCAACAAAUAAAGUAAAUUCACCUGAUAAACAACUAGUCGCUACACCCUCGAAAGCAUCAACAAAUACUCGUGAAUUAUCAUUCUGGGAAUUACUUCUCAAACUAGAUCAAUCAUUUAGCAAUCGUACCAAUCGUUCAUCAUCGAAUUCCUCUCAAAAUAUCGCAUCGAUUGUUAUUUCUAAUCCAAACGCAGGUAACAGUCAACGAACGACAUCGACAUUAAAUAUCAACAAUAAUAACAAUGAAAUCGAUUUCGAAUCGUCACCAUUAGCAGCACUAUUACUCAUGCUCAAUCACCCGAUUCUCAACAAAAAUAGUCAACUAAUGGAUAAACUAUUCAAACUACUUUCGUUGAUUUCUCAAAGUUUUUCGCGACAUAUUAUCACAAAGAAAGAUAUAACACCAUCACCACUAGCUGCCUCGACACCGACGGCAGCUGAUCCAUCCACCCAAACAGUGAAUCCUCUUCAACAACAGCAAAACCUACCACCAUUGCCAUUACCGGUCAGCCAGUCGAAUACAACGAAUAAACUAGUUGUUUCGGACGAUCAAGUCAUUUUGGGUUCUCAACUGGACUUAGUUAUCAAUGCAUUAAUCUUGAAAUCAUGUGCGGAAGAUGGUCUCGAGUGUGCGACGAAACUCUUACUUGAUGUUUCGAAAAUCAAUCAAGCAACACGAGACAAAGUUUUGCACUUAUUACUCGACGGUAUUCGUAAAUUAGGAGAAAAAGUUAGCAGAGAAAUCAAACAAUUACUUCUGGAAGUGCAAGAUUAUCUUUCCAAGAACAAAUCGCUCCUUCCUACAACCAAUGACGAUGACGCAUCCAAUGCUGCAUCUGAUGAAUCGUUGAAAUUGUUUGAUUCGUACAGAAGUAUUCGUUCGAAUACACUGACAUCAAUAAAUAAUGAUCCCAAUGCUAAACAACAAGAUCUACAAUUACCAGCUAUGGUUAUGUUGACAUCCAAGACCGCAAACCAGCAAUUUUUAUUACGUAUCCUUCGAGUUAUUAUCGAAUUACGUAACACAACGAAGAAAGAACAAUUGGAUGCACAAACCCAUUUUGAAACUGAACUUCAUGCUUGGACACGUCGUCUUGAUACCUUACGUCAGUCGUUACGUUCGCAAUUUCCAUCGGACGCAGCAAAUCAACAAAAUGAGACUCUUCAACCUAUCGAUGAAUUAGCUAAUCGCUUAGAACAAAUGCGUACACGCUUGCAAACGGUAUUAAAUUCGAAUACACUUGAACAACGUCAACAACUCUUUUCCCAACAAGAAACUAUCAAUGAUAUUCAAGAUAUUUAUCGAUUAAUUCAGCAAUUAGAAGUUCUAAUUGAGAGUUUUCAUGAACCAACUCUGCCAGCGGCAAUGACAACACGUAUUAAUGAUGUUCUACAAACAAUUCCACCGCUGCUUCCACAAAUCAGUGAACCAAUGGAUGUUGGCGCAUUUUUACCAGCAUCUCAAACGAAAUUAAGCGAUCUGUUAAAUAUCAAUCAAUUAUGGAAUUCUUUGAGUGAUUGCUUAUCAUCAUUAGCACGAUUACCUGAUCCACAUGCUGUAUUAGUUCUUCAACCGGCUGUCGAAGCAUUCUUCAUCGUUCAUGCUGCUGAUUUAGACAAUGAAAGCGACAAACAAAAUAAGAAGAAAAAGGAUCGAGAAACCCGCGAAGCUUUGUCACACCUUGAAUGCUUCGGACCAGCACCAACGACAACAUCUGCCGAUCGUGGUGCACCCGAUGAACCUGUUAUUGCUCCUUCGAAUACAGCAACGUCAACAACGGACAUAACAUCACCUACACUUGUUCUUCGAACCGGAAUGUCGCAAACAAUCUCAACCAACGAAUUGCCGCUAGAUGCUCAAAAAUUCGUUGAAUUUGCGCGCACACAUCGCACUGUGUUAAAUCAAAUCUUACGUCAAAGUACCCAACAUUUAAGUGAAGGGCCAUUUCAUAUAUUAACUGAUUACACAGCUAUACUCGAUUUCGACGUGAAAAGAAAAUACUUCCGUUAUGAACUCGAUCGUUUGAAAGAUAAUAAUCGCGGUGAAGAUUUAGCUGUACAUGUACGACGUCAGAAUGUCUUCGAAGAUUCCUAUCGAGAACUAAGCCGGCGUCAAUCAGUCGACUGGAAACAUCGUUUUUACAUUGUCUUUGAUGGUGAAGAAGGUCAAGAUGCCGGUGGACUUCUUCGUGAAUGGUAUUCGAUUAUCGCACGUUCAAUGUUCGAUUCCAACUAUGCGCUCUUCAUGAUCAAUCCAGGUGAUCGUGUUACAUAUAUGCCCAAUCCAUCAUCACACAUCAACACCAAUCAUUCGCAAUACUUCAAAUUCAUCGGGCGUGUCAUAGCUAAAGCUAUCUUUGAUAACAAAUUUAUGGAUUGUUACUUUACACGUUCAUUCUACAAACACAUACUCGGCAUUCCGAUUCGCUAUACUGACAUGGAAUCAGUUGACUUACAAUUCUAUAAGAAUUUAGUGAUGUUAUUGGAAAAUGAUUUGCAGCAAUUAGGCUUAGACUUAACAUUUUCAUUGGAUGUCAAUGAAUUUGGCGAGAACAAAGUUGUAGAACUAAUUCCAAAUGGUUCAACUAUCGCUGUGACGAACGAAAAUAAACAUGAAUAUGUUCGUCUUGUUUGUCAAGAAAAAAUGAUUGGUUCAAUUCGAUUGCAAAUUAAUUCGUUCUUAGAAGGUUUCUAUUCAAUCAUACCGAAAAGUUUAAUAUCAAUAUUCAACGAACAAGAAUUAGAAUUACUAAUAUCCGGUCUUCCAGAUAUCGAUAUUGAAGAUCUCAAAGCAAACACCGAAUAUCAUAAAUAUCGACCGAAUUCUUUACAAGUUCAAUGGUUUUGGCGUGCAUUACGUUCAUUUGAUAAAGAAGAUCUAGCGAAAUUCUUACAAUUUGUUACAGGUACAUCAAAAGUCCCGCUACAAGGUUUUGCACAUUUAGAAGGUAUGAAUGGUGCACAAAAAUUUCAAAUACAUCGCGAUGAUCGAUCAACGGAUCGUCUACCUUCUGCACAUACUUGUUUCAAUCAAUUGGAUUUACCGGCGUAUGAAAGCUAUGAUAAAUUACGUAAAAUGUUAUUAAUCGCAAUUCGGGAAUGUGCAGGCUUUGGAUUUGCGUAG